Molecule: messenger RNA, 1967 nt
Organism: Colius striatus (speckled mousebird)
Lineage: Eukaryota; Metazoa; Chordata; Aves; Coliiformes; Coliidae
Product: KIAA1143 ortholog
Exons: 3
Coding region: 74-553 (159 amino acids)
Source: RefSeq, a predicted model, not a curated record
CCCCGGUGCCGCCUGGACGCGGAGGCGCGCGGGAGGAGGGGGCGGUGCGGCGGCUUCCGGGCGGACAGCGGCCAUGAGCAAACGGAACCAGGUGUCCUACGUGCGGCCGGCCGAGCCCACCUUCCUCAGCCGCUUCAAGCGGCAGGUCGGGUAUCGGGAAGGGCCCACGGUGGAAACCAAGAGAGAGCAGCUUCCACUUGCAGAUGAUGAUAGUGAGAAUGGCAGUGACAGAGAAGAUGAGCAGCCUCAAGUUGUAACGCUGAAAAAAGGAGACUUGACUGCUGAAGAAGCAAUGAAAAUUAAGCAGCAAAUCAAAGAGGCCUUAAAGACAAAUGAAUCAGAUAGUGAACCAGAACCUGCUGAUGGAAAAAUUAUGUUCAGGAAACCCACCAAACGUUCAUCUGAGAAGAUUUUGGACUUCAAUGUAAGUUCGAGUAAGAAGAUGAAAGAGGCGAAGAAAACUAAGAAAGAAGCAACUACACCUCAGAGUACAGCUAAGCAAAUAAAAAAUAGCAGUCUUCUUUCCUUUGAUGAUGAGGAAAAUGAUGAUUAGGAGUUGGGUUUUUUUAUAUUUGACUUCCCCUUCUAGGGAUCUGAGCAAGAUUGAGGGUUUUCCUAGGAACUGAAACAUGGUAUUGGAGUCUUCUCUUACUUUGUUGUAGUCCAACUAGAGAAGCAUAGGCUAAAACUAGCAAGAGCAAAGUCUUUGCAGUUCAAAUGAAACUUUAUUCAUAGUAUAUUACAUCUUUAUUUUAAAAGAGAACUUGACCAUGUAUGUAAAAGCUAUUUGAGGUCACAAAUGAGCUGCAAAAUGUACCUGUACAUAUCCAGCUUAUGUGCAUUUUCAAUCAAUACUUUUUAAAAUGUCCUACAUUAUAAAAAAUGUAUUUUCUUCUUGUUUGCUGUCCUUAGUUGACAGUUGCAUGUUUUUGACCUGUUGCUGUUGACCUGAUGCUCAAAUGAGAGCGACUUCAUUGCUGUGGAACAGAGAGAAAGUUUCUGUUUUACAGUUUAACAGGAGUUUGCACGGCUUCUGCACAUUUGGUUUUGCAGUAAGUGAGCCUGCAGUUGCUAAAAUCAUGAAGUCUUAAUCCUGUCUUUGGUGAAAGGAGUCUAAAGUAGUCUAAAAAGCAUGAUGUUCAUUUGAAUUGACUGUGCUAGCAAGACCUUUUUCUUUGGUAAGUAUAUUUGUUCAGUUGGCCACCUAUGUGUUUGGAAUCAUAUGGGAACUCAAACAGCUCAUUUAAGAACAAUGAAUUUCUUUUGUAAGCUGUGAAAAAAGCAGGAAAUUGUAAACAAGAAAUGCAAGUCAUGAAAUGUUAGAGCUGUGGCAUAAAGUUUUGAUAGUUUUCAGUUGCCUGUGUACAGUACACUGAAAGGGAUCAUUUAUGUAACAGGAUGUGCUGAAAUUCAAGAUAACAGAGAGCUGAGGGGAUUAGGGAGAACAAGGUGAUGGGAAUGAGACUAGUGACUUUGAAAUUAUUUGCAAGUAUGAUAUGUUCUGUAACCAUGUAUAAGCAAGACCUGAGACUGCUGGAGAAUUACAGGGUUUACAAGGUGUACAGAAUUACAAGGGCAAUGAAACCAGUUCUCCUGCUGUGUGACAGAACAUGUGGAAAUUAUUUGGUCUGUAAAGCUUCGUUGAGGAGCAAAUUCAAAGUUGCUGUGUGAAACAGCUGGUUUUAGCUUGAUGUUCUGGUAUUAAACAAUAAAUUAUGUUUUCUUUAAGUGGUCCAAAGAUUAUUUUAAUGAAGAUAUCAGUACAUAAAGUGGUGGGGUUUUUGUCACCUGGUUAUGAAGCCUCUUAAAACUGCUGUCUCUGUACAUACCAACUUCCUGCAACAUAUGAUCAGAUGCGAGUCUGUGGACUAUUUCACACUAAUUGUGUGAGUGGAUGUUAAUGUGAUUUUGAAAAUUAGUAGAUCUGUUGUCCUUUAAGAAAAUUAAAACUAGACCUGUAAAUGGAU